This is a messenger RNA of Sphaeroforma arctica JP610, 211 nucleotides long. RefSeq lists its product as hypothetical. NCBI's taxonomy places the organism in Eukaryota, Ichthyosporea, Ichthyophonida. The annotation marks the transcript as partial. The transcript has a single exon. The record is from RefSeq and is a predicted model, not a curated record.
CCUAAAGGCCCAAGGUCCCAAGGCCCAAGCUCAAACGCCCAGACCCAGAGUCCCAGACUCCGGGCCCAGAGGCCUAGUGACGCAGUCUAACCAGACCCCAGAGACACUCCGCAAUAAAAACCACUACCCAGUCCCCAAUACCCAACAGCGAGAGAGAGUCAGAAAAGAGGCCGCAGGUGCACCGGUGGGCAAUUGGACACCCCAAUCCUAA